Messenger RNA from Hypomesus transpacificus, 2753 nucleotides. RefSeq lists its product as uncharacterized. Lineage: Eukaryota; Metazoa; Chordata; Actinopteri; Osmeriformes; Osmeridae. The transcript has 8 exons. The record is from RefSeq and is a predicted model, not a curated record. The coding region runs from base 1558 to 2406 and encodes 282 amino acids.
AAAAACAUAACCAUCAGAGUGCUGAGAUUAGGAAAAGUCACUCAUUCAAAAAAGGAAAGUACAUUUCGGUAUGCAAGCUUCCCGAGAAGAGGUAGAAUUGCCAGAACGAUCCACAAAGGUGUGAGCAACUACCACUAUCAGCAGCUCAGGAAGACUCCAAGAGUAGAAAUAUGUGCUGGUAAUAUCACCAGGAGUCUUACCAAAGAUGUUUUAAAAUGAUCUCCUCGGAAGUGCAUAAAAGUACAAGACUCCAUAAUGAUGUCCCGCUGGAGCUGAUGCUCACACAAAAAAUAAUGGAGUGCAGCAGCAAUGUCUCUUCUGGUGGUUAUAUUCAGCACCUGCAGGUGGACCCAUUUGGAGUCCAUCUGUACAUGGAUGCAGGAAUAAACAUAUUGGUGGAGCAUCUAAAACAACCCACACCAGUUACUCUCCAUCUUGACGCUACUGGUGGUGUUGUGUCAAAGAUCCCAAAUCAAAAGAAAAGGGUGCUGUACUAUGCCCUUGUACUGCCAGGGAUGGGCAAAGAUACGCCACCUGUCCCUAUCUUUGAGCUUAUAACCAAUCAACAUUCUAUCCCAACAUUGACAUACUGGUUGAUGGAAACUUUGAGAAAAGUCUCCAAGUGCACAUCCCGCAGAGUACAACAGAUAAAGACAGACUACAGCUGGGCUCUGAUGGAUAGUGUGCUGCUGUCCUUCAACAAAGAGUCUAUAUCUGCCUAUCUGUAAAGAGCCCAUGAAGUCAUAGCAAUUCAGAAAACCAACAGUGACCUCCAUAAAUUCUCAGUUUUACACCUUUGCCAUGCCCACAUUGUAAAGGCUGUCUCACAAGGAUUUGGGAAAAGGACACAAGACAAAGGACUAAAGGAGUAUGCCACCUAUUGCUUUGCGUUAAUGUUGAACAGCACAAGCAUGGGUGAAGCCCUUCCUGUGUUCCAACACAUGUGUGUGCUUUUUGCUUCAAUGGAGGAUGGUGAUCUUGUACAACUUGCAAAAAACACUCUGGACAAAAGCAUAUCGCAUGCUAAACACAUCAAAGCAGAGAAUGUGGAAGAAGACUCAGAAGAUCAGUUCCAUGGUGAAAUGAACAUCAGAGCAAAGACUGUGUCAGGACAAUCUCCAUUCACCAGAGACUUUCAGGCUGUUCAUCAAAAGGCACAGUGUCAAAUCCUAUCACAGUUAAAAACAGGGACAAGAACAACUUUUUCUGUCCAGAAAUCAUCAAUGUUCUUUUUGACCAUUACUUAGGCAUAUUUCCACUUUGGAGUGGGAUAUUGUUUUGCAAUCUAACAAGAUAUGCCAAAGACAAACUCAGCAAGGCAACAACAGAAAUGCCAAAGACCCGUGACACUAACUGCCGAGUGGAGAUGUGGUUUUGGAUUGUUAAACACUCCAUCCUGCAGAAAAAGAAGUACCUCCGUCCAGCCGAUUUCAUACACAAAAUGUAUGGCUCUCUGCAAGGCAGAUGCAAGGAGCACAUCAUUCAAAAUAACCUACCAGACACUUUAAUCACAGAUAAACCUCCAGCUGUAACAGGCUUAGACCAAGCAGAAGAGCUAUGGGCAAAAAGAGACAAAAACGAGGGUACCACAAAGAGGAAAAGUACUUUGAAACACCAAAGAAAAUUCCCAUCCCAAAAAAGGGUCCCAGAAGGUCAAAAGGGCCAUACAAGACCACUCAGACAAUGCCUGCUGUGAGCAAUGCCUCAGACAGUUUAUCUGAUAGCACUUCCAAAAUAGCAGCAAAGGUACAAGCCCUGUGGAAGAAAAAGGCCUCUGAGGUGGUGGUUGCCGUCAUCCAUUCCCAUGGCAAAAGAGUUUCACACAUGUUACACCACUUGGAACUGAAAACUCUGCAGCCACACAAGUGGCUUAUGGGAGAGUAUCUGCAUGCAAAAACCAGCCAAGUAUUUGUUUUGGAUCCUGCUGGACAUGAUGAGAAGUUAGAUUCCGAACAUGCCGCAUCCCGAUUUAGAGAAUACUUCAAGAUGCGAAGAGCAUGCCACGGCAAAAGUGACUGGGUUGAUAGGAAGUGGAAAGGAGGGGAAAUAACCCACAGCAUUCAGAAGGAUUCCUUCAGCUGUGGUGUACUGGUGAUGCAGAUGGCAGAGGUGGUGUUGGACAACCUUCCCAAGAUCCCUCAAGACAUGAAGUUUGACACUUCGAAAAAAGCCAUGUCAGUCAAGAGAUGCCAGAUGGCAACAGACAUUCUGGAGUACUCAGUCUUUGAUGAAAACAAUGACUGUUCACUGUGCGAAACAGACAAGCCCCCUGGAUGUGGACCAAAUACAAUAUGGAUCCAGUGUGACUCUUGUCAAAGAUGGUUCCAUCAGGGAUGCCUUGGCAUGAAUACACCUGUCCUGAACAAAGUAAAGAGAAGAAGAUGGAAGUGUUGUCUUUGUCACUGACUGUCUUCUGAAACCCCAGGAGUUUGACACCAAUAUUGAUGAGGUGGCUGCUAUAUGUCUGCUGCUAUUUUUCUUGCAUCCAAAUAAUUUAUUUUAUUCAUUUGCUUAUUUAUUUAGUCUCAAUUCCUUUUAGCACAACAUUUUCUUUGUAUGGCUUAGAACAUUUAUUUAAAUAUUAUGGGGGAAAUAACAAUUAUGUGGCUUGUGUUCUGUAUAUAACUGUUUUGAAUGUGUUUGCAAUGUUAUUAAAGAGCUAUUAUACUUUAUCCUCUACAAUCUUUUGGUGUGACCAUGCACCUGGUCUUGUGUAAUAAAGCUAUCAGAUGAGUAGCACUCCAAUUAUUUGA